Molecule: messenger RNA, 2646 nt
Organism: Bactrocera latifrons
Lineage: Eukaryota; Metazoa; Arthropoda; Insecta; Diptera; Tephritidae
Exons: 7
Coding region: 215-2560 (781 amino acids)
Biological process (GO): proteolysis
Molecular function (GO): serine-type endopeptidase activity
Source: RefSeq, a predicted model, not a curated record
GCAAAAGACUAGUCAAAUAGCAACGUAUCGGCAGCGCGCUUCGUGGGCUUCUGAAAAUAGAACAGAAAUAGUUAAAUAUAAAUAUAAAAAUCAAAAACUUUUUUGUUUGUAUAAAAUUGGAAUUUUUUAAUCUUAUUUAAUAUAAAUUACGUGAGAUCUCGUGAAGGAUCGGCACUUCGUAAUUACUUUAUAAAUUUGAUCUUGACAGUGAACGAUGGGAAUCCGGUUGAAUAUUUACAUAUUUUUGGUGAUUAUGACAACACUUCGGCUACAUUUUGUUACAGCUGCAACAAGCGGUGACUCCUGCCUUACGCCAAGUGCCAUGUCUGGAUCUUGCAUUAACUUGGAGGAAUGUCGCUACCUCUACGAAUUGGUGCUAGAUCCAAAUCUUUCGCGAAAUGAUCGUAUGUAUUUGCGCAGUAGCCAGUGUGGAUAUAAAAAUGGCAAAGUACUGAUAUGUUGUCCACCAAAUUAUCUAAAGCUGAGCGCUACUACAACUCCCCGUCCAGUACAAGCUGUCGCUGAAAUGGUUUUCCCAGAAUCGGUUGCUUUAAAGGCAUCUGCAACCACCACCUCUUCCAGCGUCAACAUUAAGGUCAACAAUUCAAAUUUACUACCAACUUUUCCGCAAUGCGGAAAAAUGCUUGAGAAUCGUAUUUAUGGUGGCACCGAGACGGCGAUAGAUGAAUUUCCUUGGCUGGCCUUGUUGGAGUACACCAACCGUAAUGGUGGAAAAGGGUUUCAUUGUGGCGGAGUAUUAAUAAACAAUCGAUAUGUGUUAACAGCGGCGCAUUGCGUUUUUGAGAAAGACAUUCCAUUUGGUUGGCGUUUGACCAGUAUACGUUUAGGCGAAUGGGACACACGCACAGAUCCCGAUUGCACAGCGGAUGGUUGUGCACCCAAGUAUAGAAGUAACGACAUUGAACGGAUCACAACACAUCCAGGUUAUGGAAAACAUAAUGAUCCUAACGACAUUGCUUUGGUACGUCUCACAGCGUCGGUGCCAUUCAGUGAUUAUAUCCAACCAAUUUGUUUACCGAGAUCACCAAGUCUUCGUAAUGCUACAUUCUUAACUUACGUAAUGGAUGCGGCCGGUUGGGGUAAAACUGAGAAGACAAAUAAUAAUCCCGUUAAAUUGAAAACUACAAUUAAGAUUAAAGACUUCAGCGGAUGUGUAGACAAAUAUUCUGUUUUAUAUAAUAUACCUUUGCAGAGUUCACAAUUGUGUGCCGGUGGUGACGGAGGCAGCGAUACUUGCAGCGGCGAUUCUGGUGGUCCACUAAUGUUUCAAGAUAUCGUAAAUGGUAGAUCAGCUUAUUUUGUGGCGGGUAUAGUAUCGUUUGGUCCAAGUUUAUGCGGUGUUGCAAAUUGGCCGGCGAUUUACACCAGAGUUGGUGCUUUCAUAGAUUGGAUUGAGAGCAAUAUAGAACAAUUCUAUUUUCCCAAUGAGUAUGCUGAUGUACCCAACUUUGGACGCUGUAUCACGCCGAAUCGUGAGCGGGCGCUAUGUCUCAUCCUCGACGAUUGCAAAUAUUUGUACAAUUUGCUGCUCCAAGCGCCGCUCCCCGAUUCGGAUAGAUUAUAUUUGAGUCGGAGUCAAUGCGGUUAUCAAAAUGGCAAAGUAUUGAUUUGCUGUCCCGAUCGUUAUCGAGAUUACAUUAACGUACCAUCGAUACAAUCCACCACCACACCGCCACCGGCCGCGCCGAGUAAUCUAUUGCCACAGCCCGGCCAAUGUGGCAAUGUGCUGUCGAAUCGUAUUUAUGGCGGCAAUGUUACCAAAAUCGAUGAAUUCCCAUGGAUGGCCUUAAUUGAAUACACGAAACCUGGCGGUAACAAAGGACACCAUUGUGGCGGCUCGCUAAUCACUUCACGUUACGUGAUCACAGCUUCGCAUUGCGUAAAUGGUCCGGCUAUACCCAAAGACUGGAGAUUAAGCGGCGUACGGCUUGGUGAAUGGGAUACGACCACCAACCCCGAUUGUGAGAUUGAUGUGCGUGGCGAAAAGGAUUGCGCGCCAUCCUAUAUGGAUGUGGCUGUGGAAAAGACAAUUCCACACCCGGAAUAUGUACCGAACUCUAAGAAUCAAAUUAACGAUUUAGCGCUGUUGCGUCUCAAUCGAAAUGUGCAGUACACCGACUUUAUACGACCCAUUUGUCUGCCGAACAGCCCCAAUCUACGUACGACUACUUUCGAUGGUAUUGUCAUGGAUGUGGCGGGUUGGGGUAAGACCGAAAAGGAUUCGGUUAGUACGUUGAAACUGAAAGCCGAGGUCGCCGGUGUACCGCUGAGCAAAUGUUAUGACCGUUAUGCAACGGAAAAUAUACUAUUGGAAUCAUCACAAAUGUGCGCUGGCGGCAAAGCGGGCGUGGAUUCCUGUCGUGGCGACUCUGGCGGUCCAUUAAUCAGUUUGGAUAAUACGAAGAAAGCGUUGUCCUAUUACUUUUUAGCCGGCGUCGUGUCAUUUGGACCGACCCCCUGCGGUUUGGAGGGUUGGCCGGGUGUUUACACUAGAGUUGGCGGCUUUAUAGAUUGGAUUCAAACAACCAUUCAACCUUAGUCUACACAGUACUAAAUAUUAUUAAUAAGUUUCUUAUUAUAUAUUGCUGAUAUUACCUUAAUUAUAUACAUACGUACAUAUAUACU